CAACAGUUAAAAACAAAAUUUGUAGAUCAUAUUACAGGUAUUUUCAAAAUAUCUAAAAUUAUGAUAAUUACGUGAAGAAAAGUUUGAUUAAGCAUCAGUGUUUAUCUUAGAUGUGUUAAAAAAUAAUAAACUAAUCGAUAUUUAUGAAAACAUAUUAUAUUAAAUACAAUUUGAAUCGACAAAAUGGCACAGAAUGCAGUAGAACCUAUGCAAGUAGACGCGCCACCAGAAGACAAUGAUAACAAUGAAGAAGAUAACUAUAUUGUAGAAAAUCCAACAUUAGAUUUGGACGUUUAUGCAAACAGCUACGUAGGAUUGGCAAAGUUGUACCGGCUUAUUUAUAUAAUAGAUCAUUGCCCUUCCCUUAAAUUAGAGGCACUUAAAAUAGCAAUAGCAUAUGUAACAGAUACAUACAAUGUAAACUUGUAUCAAGUUUUACAUCAAAAACUAGCUGAGAUAACUACAGCUUUGAACGUUCCUGAUGUAGCAGCCCCUUCUACAUCCCAAGAUAUACCUGCCAUAGAUAAUAUGUGGAUGGAAACGAAGUCAAAAAAAGCAGCAUUUAAGCUAGAAAAAUUGGAUAAUGAUCUAAAAAAUUACAAAUCAAAUUCAAUUAAAGAAAGUAUUAGAAGAGGACAUGAUGACUUAGGUGACCAUUAUUUGGAUUGUGGUGAUCUAUCUAACGCUCUAAAAUGUUAUUCAAGGGCUAGAGACUACUGUACUAGUGGAAAACAUGUUGUUAAUAUGUGUCUGAAUGUUAUAAAAGUAUCUGUAUAUUUGCAGAAUUGGUCUCAUGUAUUAAGUUAUGUUUCUAAAGCGGAGAGUACACCCGAUUUCUCGGAAACUCAGUCUAAGGAUUCCAACCAAAUCAUAUUGACAAAAUUGAAAUGUGCGGCAGGACUUGCAGAACUAGCAACAAAGAAAUACAAAUCUGCCGCUAAGCAUUUCCUUCAAGCAAAUAUAGAUCAUUGUGAAUUUCCAGAAUUACUUUCUCCAAAUAAUGUUGCCAUGUAUGGGGGUCUGUGUGCACUAGCAACAUUUGAUAGGCACGAGUUACAAAAAAAUGUUAUUUUUAGUAGUUCUUUUAAACUGUUUUUAGAAUUAGAACCACAACUACGUGAUAUAAUUUUCAAAUUUUAUGAAUCAAAAUAUGCCUCCUGUUUAAAACUAUUAGAUGAAAUUAAGGACAACUUACUCCUCGAUAUGUACAUUGCUCCUCAUGUUAAUAUUUUGUAUACGCAAAUUAGGAACAGGGCGUUAAUCCAAUAUUUUAGCCCUUAUUUAUCUGCUGAUAUGCACAAAAUGGCUUUAGCCUUCAACAGAACCGUGCCUGCUCUGGAAGAUGAACUAAUGCAACUUAUCUUAGAUGGACAAAUUCAAGCUAGGAUUGAUUCUCACAAUAAAAUUCUUUUUGCUAAAGAUGUGGAUCAACGUAGUACUACUUUUGAGAAAAGUUUGUUGAUGGGGAAAGAGUAUCAGAGAAGAACUAGAAUGUUAAUUUUAAGAGCCGCAGUUUUAAAAAAUAAAAUCCAUGUCAAGGUAAGUUUAUUUAAUGUUUCUGUUACAUUUUUACUUGUUUUUCUUUGCAAACAAAAUGUCUACAAGGAUAUAAUUAAACAAAUAUUAAUCAAAAUUCUCUGAAGUGAUUCAUAUUGUGCACUUCAUCUACUUUAUAAGGUCAAUUAAUCUGUGUUUGUCUAUUAAUUAUUUAUUUCUACAUUUAACUUUUAAUAAUUUUUAAACUAGACACUGUGGCCUCCAAGGACAUGAAGAAAAUUUUUUUAUUUUGUUUCAACAAGUUUUUUAACUUGUCUAAUUUGGUCUAAUUGUUCUUCACCACAAAGGAAAAGAGCGAUGAGAAUGUGUCAAUACAACUGAAUGAAAAAAGGCAAUUAUCUUAGAACAAGUUCAAAGUUAUGUAUAUUUUGAGGUGGUUAUCAAGGUCGACGGUGACGAGGGAGGAAAUCUGGAAGAGAGGAUGACGAUGGGAAAUAAAUAGUUGGAAGCGCUGAAUGUUAUGAGAAGAUCCAAAAUAAUCUGCAGAAAGGCGAAGCUACAUCUUUACAAAACAAUAAUAAGACCAACAGUGAGCUAAGGAGCAGAGGAAGAGAAUUUAGAUAUAUGGGAAAGAAAAAUACUAGGGGCUAAAAAGGAGGGAGAAUUAUGACUGAGGAAAAUAAAUAAUGAAAUACGGAAUCUAUUUGAAGAAGCAGAAUUAAGAAAAGAUGCCAAAGAAUAGAGUUGAAGUUGUCGAAUAAUAUAAAUAGAGUAUUCUAUGCUAGCAGGAAGUAAUAUAGAAAGAAUAAGUUGAAUUUGAAUCUUACUUACAAUAUAAUGUUCCUGACAAGAAAAAUAAUUACAUCUCGCAGGACCGUCAAAAUGACCUGUCACAAAACAGGAUUUAUAUACCAUUUUUCAGAUUAAUCAAAUUUUAAUAAUAACACUUGCUUUAGAAGAACCGAGAGAAUAAUUGUCGUAUUUACUUUGUAUCAUAUGUUCAGUGUUUAUACCAUGACGUCAAGUAAUAUGGCGGCCGUACUGAAAUGUUUAAACUACCUACAAAAUUUUUGAAUUUUCAAUAAUUUUUUUCUCUCUAAAUAUUGAUCAAAAUUAAAAAAUAAUAAUAAAAGUUGUAUAAAAACUAUUUUUUCUCUAACCAUGCUAUUACUCUAUUGUAUAUGCGUAUUUUUUAUUUUUAGAGUCCUCAGAGAGAAGCAGGUCAAACGGGAGAAAUUACAGUUGUGCCGUUCUAAAAACUAUCAACUCAGUUAUACUAACUUAUAUUGAUUUGAUUUAUUCGAAAGUUUUGUGCGAAAUUCUUGUAGUUGUAUAUCAACAUUUCAGUCAUUUUGAUGUGUUUAAAUAAAUACCCUAUUUUUGCGACUGUA
This is a messenger RNA of Diorhabda carinulata, 2888 nucleotides long. It is a transcript of the gene CSN1b, whose product is annotated as COP9 signalosome complex subunit 1. The transcript has 2 exons. Gene Ontology annotation, cellular component: COP9 signalosome. NCBI's taxonomy places the organism in Eukaryota, Metazoa, Arthropoda, Insecta, Coleoptera, Chrysomelidae. The record is from RefSeq and is a predicted model, not a curated record. Bases 184 to 1641 code for a protein of 485 amino acids.